AUAUCCGAAUGACAGCUCUAUCAUUGUCAUUUAGACUCACCUCACUCGAUAAGUUGGCGACCUGAUAUCAUUCCAUGCGCGAGCGCAUCAAAUGAUUCAAAAUGUAUUGGCCAUGCUGGCCGUUGAGUGUUGCAAUAGCUCAAGACACAUUGACAUUGUCAGCCGGAGCGCCGAUCGAGGGGACGCGCUUAGGACUGUGGUAUUGCUGAUUCUCCUGGUGUUGCACGCUAUAGCUAUAAUACCGGUCUUCUUUUACAUCGCAUAUACUGUAUACAAGGUCUUUCCCAUCCUCACCAUUGUCGAGAGUCGUCCAAGCUAUGAAGCAAUUCCGCUCCAAGAGGCCGGCGACAUGAGCCGGGGACUAAACUCGCUACAAACUGAAGAACCCAGCUUGACCGCGCAGAUGCCUCUCACUUCCAGCAUCAGGCGCAUGCAUGAGUUGGUCAGGCAAACAGACCACAUGUGGUUACGAAGACGUGGGCUGGGCGCUCUUGCUGUCUACAAUCUGGCCAAUGCGCUAGUCAUAAUACCCCUACGCACCGUGCCACUUGUUCCGGGUUUCGUUUGGAACGCGGUAGCAGUGCUAUUGACGAUACAGUUGCAUACUGUCUGGGUGCACGUCAUUAUCACACCGCCGAUGGCCAAGCCCUUCUGGAAGCGCGUCCUUCCGUUCUGGACAGUUUUCAAGGCGACUGCUACUGCUAGCUUGAUAUACUACGUGACGACUGAGCUCACGAUAUUCACGCCCUGGCUGGCAGCCCAGGCACUCAGGGCUCCCUUCGGCCUGAGUCAGAUCCAAAAGAAACCGAGUGACCUGUGGAAGCUGCUCUUGUCAAUCGGUCUUUUCGUCGCAAUACAAGCGUUGGCGUGCGCCCCGGCGCUGGUGAUCUUGACGCGCAUCCAAGCAUCACUCUUGCCCGAGGAUGAAGAGACAAUCGUGCCUGUCGAUCGAAGCUUCGGGGUUGAGAAGGAGCGAGGAAAGCACGGCGAGGCAACAGGACUUUCAAUUAUCGAAGCACUUAAAUCUUUCAACGGUUCCUGGAUGCGGUUAUAUAAACUUUGCAUCAAAAUCUUCUUUCUUAUCCUAGGAUCCUUCGUAGGACUAGGCAUCAUUCUGGGGUUGGAAUAUCUGGCACUUAGGGCUGCCGGCAUUCUAGUAUGAGCUGCUUGAGUAUUGGAGACUGCGCGCGUGUGUAAUUAUCUACUACUCGCUUAUACCUAUUUGACCUUCUAGUGCGCAAGGCUUCAAUGCUAAUACCACAUCAUUUAUACACACAAAGUUUCGUCGAUCUUACCAGUCUCAAGCAACUCUAGAUAUGGUUUUGGUGAUUACAUGC
Molecule: messenger RNA, 1337 nt
Organism: Xylaria bambusicola
Lineage: Eukaryota; Fungi; Ascomycota; Sordariomycetes; Xylariales; Xylariaceae
Exons: 2
Coding region: 92-1162 (356 amino acids)
Source: RefSeq, a predicted model, not a curated record